CGGCUCGCUUAUUUCUCUCUGAAGUAAAUCAGGACCUGCGCAGACGGAGAUGACGGGCAGCUCGCGCGCGCACUUGUGCUUUCUGCUGCUGAGCGUGACGGCGCUGCUCGGGCGCGGCCGCUACAUAGACAUGCAGGAAAAUGAAAUCAGUGCAGAAGGACUAUUUUCUCUCCUUAACUCGGAACUAAAGCGCGAGUUGCCAGACGAGUACAUUUACCGAAGACCCUUAAGAUGUCUGGAUAUGGUGGCUGUGGAGGGUCAGUUCACGUUUACGGCAGACCGGCCACAGUUGAACUGUGCAGCUUUUUUCAUUGGCGAGCCCACAGACCUCAUCAGCAUCGAGUACGACUCUGUCGACAUCGACUGCAGAGGAGGAGAUUUUAUAAAGGUAUUUGAUGGCUGGGUGAUGAAGGGCGAGAAGUUUCCCAGCUCACAGGAUCAUCCUCUUCCUCUUUUCGAGCGCUACUCAGACUACUGUGUCAGUGGUGAGGCUCAGCCAAUCAUUCGCUCCUCUCAAAACGUCGCCAUGGUGUUCUUCAGACUCCACCAAGCAGGAAGCAGCUUCACCAUCACGUUCCGGAAAAUCCUCAACCCCUUCCCAUGUAAUGUAAUCUCUCAGACUCCAGAGGGCAGGUUCAGUAUGGUUAUUCCACAGCAGCACAGAAACUGCAGUUACUCCAUCAUUUACCCUGUGGAGAUUCAGAUCGGAGAGCUCAGCCUCGGACACCACAAUGACCUGAAGCGUUCUGCUCCAGGCUGUGUGGGAGCGGGGGAUUUCGUGGAACUGUUGGGAGGAAAAGGGGUCGACACCUCCAAAAUGUACCCAAUGGCAGACCUCUGUUACUCCUUCAACGGACCAGCUCAGCUGAAAGUGGGCUGUGAUAACACGGUGGUCCGGAUGGUGUCCAGCGGGAAGUUUGUGAAUCGGGUCAGUUUCCAGUACCGGUUAUUGGACAACCAGGAGCUGCAGAAGCUGAAGGGGAACAGUGUGGAGGACAUGUGUUUAAGUGGAUAAUGGACAGAACAUUUCCUACUCUUUUUUUUUUCUCUCUCUCUCUCUCUCUCUCUCUCUCUCUCUCUCUCUAUCUCUCAUUUUCUUUCUCUUUCUUUCUUUUUCUCUCUCAUUUAGUGUCCUUGCAUUGUUCACUGGGUUCCAGGCUAACCGGAGGCUGAUGUUUCAGAACCUCUUGGGUCGUUAUUGUACAUUAUAAUUAUUAUUAUUUUUUUUUUCCAUAAGAGAUUAUUUAUUUUGUACCUCAUCAUUAUUUGUUUACUCAUUUGUUUCCUUUUUGAAAUAUCAUGAACUUGUAACAAUCCAGUCUGUGGCUGAAGUGAACUAAAGAAAUAAAGAAGCAUCUUGUGUUUUGUGCUCACUGCUAAUGAUCUGACCAGUAUUUUGUUCGUUCUAUUGUUUGUUUGUUUGUUUGUUUG
Messenger RNA from Astyanax mexicanus (Mexican tetra), 1431 nucleotides. RefSeq names its product corticotropin releasing hormone binding protein (gene crhbp). The coding region runs from base 50 to 1015 and encodes 321 amino acids. The transcript is spliced from 7 exons. The record is from RefSeq and is a predicted model, not a curated record. Gene Ontology annotation, biological process: negative regulation of corticotropin secretion; negative regulation of corticotropin-releasing hormone receptor activity; hormone-mediated signaling pathway. NCBI's taxonomy places the organism in Eukaryota, Metazoa, Chordata, Actinopteri, Characiformes, Acestrorhamphidae. Gene Ontology annotation, molecular function: corticotropin-releasing hormone binding.